This is a messenger RNA of Laccaria bicolor S238N-H82, 957 nucleotides long. RefSeq lists its product as uncharacterized. Lineage: Eukaryota; Fungi; Basidiomycota; Agaricomycetes; Agaricales; Hydnangiaceae. The coding region runs from base 1 to 957 and encodes 318 amino acids. The record is from RefSeq and is a predicted model, not a curated record. The transcript has 4 exons.
AUGCCGACUCACCAUGAAUCCCUCCACCAACAGCACAUCCUGCAAAACGAACAAAAACAGCCGAUGAAGUUCUCCGGGAGAGGAGUACCUAUGAAAUGUCACCCUCUCAGCACUUCACCCACUCUAAUGAACAUCAAACUAUGUAAUUUCAACGCUUGCUACAACACAGAUGUCACUAAGCGACUGCGAAUGCUUGAAGACACGCCCAGCACUUGUGGACUCAUCGAAAACCUUGCACUCAUUGAGCCCAAUGAUUUCGAGAUGAAGAACAAAUACUUUUGUCGACGAGACGAUCCAACAAACACUCCCGCUCGCUUCUUCCUAGUCGGCACUGUUACAAAUAGCUCCCUGCUCAGCGGCGAUAUCAGUCGCAACAUCUCUGUCUCCUUUUCGAACCGAACCUUUCCCCGCGCCAUUGCAGCUAUUGGCGAAAUCUUACAUGAAAAAGUCCUCUUUCUCCCAACAUUCCAACAAGGAGUCAGUAUCACCACAGCUCGCAAGCUCAAAGAAGGUACUAGUCAAACCACCAUACGAGGACUUACACCCUCGUCCCAUCGUCCCCGACAACAUGACGACAUAGAACAAGCCUUGCUGCCAUGGGAUGCGAAAGUACCUGUUUACAAUGGCACCAAGCCAUUCCUUCUCAGUCAAUACAAGAACCAGCAGCAAAUCGUUGACGAACUGACCCCAAACUCCGCCGUCAUCGCCAUAUUCACCCUCACCACCUUCCCUUAUCAUCGACUAAGCAGCUCCCUCUCAAGCGCGGCAAUCAAUACCUCUCUCACCUUCAAUAUCCAGUCCAUCAUCUGGCUCGCGUACCCAUCAAAAGACGCAACCGUCGAUCCCUCCCUCGCACCCUCCCCUGCGAUCGGCGUCACCGACGAUUAUCUCGUUAACGACAUCGCAGAUAUCACUCAACCAGACAUCAUCCUCAAUGAAAACGAAGGCCUCAUCUAA